This is a messenger RNA of Yamadazyma tenuis ATCC 10573, 2099 nucleotides long. The record is from RefSeq and is a predicted model, not a curated record. Lineage: Eukaryota; Fungi; Ascomycota; Pichiomycetes; Serinales; Debaryomycetaceae.
AUGAAGACAUCGUCCGAAGGUACGCUGGAAACUCCCGACCAGCGGUGGCCCUCCAGCCUUGAGAAAUUUGUCAGCGACAGCUUUGUGAAAUCAGGUGCCUUAAACCCCCAUGAGAAGCUCAUCUUCCAUCAGCAGAUAAAAGAACUCCUAGAGAAGGCUGAGGCACAAAACAAAGUGUUCUCCAACAACUGGGAAAUGCAGAAGUUGCCGAUUUUCCAUCCCGGCCUUCCCCUUGACCUCUGCAGCAAUAUUAGCUUUAGCUCACCGGAACUGCUGGUGAAGAGAAAGAAAGAAAGUCAAAAUAAGAAGAGAGCAACCCUACUGCCGCCUGAAUUGACGCCGAAGAUGCACGAUUCAGAGCACAAGAAACCACAAAACAAGAAAUAUGAUUCAGAUCACAAGAAACGGCAGCGACUCGAGCGGUUCAGCUCACCUGACCUCCCGUCCAAACCAGUGUUAUCUACAGAAACCACCAAAAAUGGAGCUAUUGUAGGAAGGUCCCAGGUUAUAGAGAAGCGGUACUUGCGACUCACUUCAGAACCCGAUCCCAACUCGGUGAGGCCUCAAGCGGUGUUGCAACAGGCAGUUACACGGCUUCUUGACUUGACCAACACAAAGCCAUAUUCAUAUAUUAAAGACCAGUUCAAGGCCAUUCGGCAAGACUUGACGGUGCAGCACAUCAAGAACGACUUCUCUAUGUAUGUGUACGAGACGAAUGCUCGUUUGUCGAUACGAAACAAUGACUUGGGGGAAAUGAACCAAUGUGUGACUCAGAUCGAAUACCUAUUUGACCUGAAGCAGGAGCGAAACUCCCGGUUAAACCGCCUAGAGUUGGAGUUUAUGUGCUACCGAAUCUUGUACAUGCUCAUGGUGGGGAACCACUCGGAGAUCUUCAAGAUCAAGUACAAGCUCUUGAAAAAACAGUACCAGCAUCCAGAAGAGGUGGACAUGUUGCGGUAUGCACAAUUGGCAUUCGACCUUCAGAACCUGAUGUUGACGUCCAACUUCUAUUCGUUCUUUCAAAUAGCCGAGAAGUUCAAGACCAUGGAGUUGGGGUCAAUUUUGAUUCAAAACUACUUGAUUGAGAAAGAGAAGAUCAAGACCCUUGAUAUUUUGGCCAAGAGCUACAAGAAGCUUUCUGAGGACUUUGCGAUGUGUUAAGGUUCUUCGAGCACUUUGGCCUACAAGGUUUUGAGAAUAAUGAACUUGAUUGUACGGUACUCCGGCCCCAGAUCCAGUUGUUGAUGGCCCGAACCAACUUCAAGAAAAUCGACAUCAAGGGCCAAGUAUAGUGCCUAGUCCAACGAUGGACCCAAGGCGAUCAUGGCGAAGUUAUGUUUGUUGGCCUCAUUGGUGUUGCUAAUGUAGAACUGGAUUUUCUCGUUCAACUUGGGGUCUUCGAUGAUAUUACUUCCCCCAACGCUUUCACCCAAGUCCACAGGCCCGGUUCUUCUGCCGUCCAACUCGUACAAAUGGUUAUCUUUUCCCUUGACAAAGGUGAUGAAAUGAAGCUCUACUGAAAUCUCUGGUGGAGGGGCUUCGGUCUGGCCACCGGAGCCGUAGUUUUCAUCCAACUGGAUCUGUUGCUCCAAGUUCUCGACCAACUUGGCGAUAUCUUCGGUCGAAAGUGACCUGUUUAAUUGCUGGAUCAAAAAGCUGUUGAGAAGCAGAUUGUCGAUGAUGAGGUCUGACUGCAAAUUGGUAAUCAAGUGUAAUAAAGCAUACAAUCCACACCCGUUACCGAUAGUCUGCUUGAACCAACGAACCGUAUCGAUGCUUUCACUGGAAUAUGGCGCUCUUGUGGAAUCGAAACGGGUUCUGUAGUCUUCAUAUUCUUUUGUAAUUGGAAAUAAGAGAGUCACCCCGAAUACCGGCUGAGGAAGAAAUGCCACUAGGUCGGGUUCCGUCAAUGACAACACGUCGUGGAACUCCAACACCGGUGACAAGCCCAAUUUGUGGGCCAUGGCCGUAAAGAUAUCAGGAUUACUCUCCAAUGGAAUAACUCGUUUACUAUCGGGCAUGCUGCAAACUGUGGUGGCAGUGGAGAAACUGAUCACUGGAACAGUGGUGGCAGUGGAGAAAUUGAUCACUGGAACAGU